Messenger RNA from Syngnathus typhle (broad-nosed pipefish), 1468 nucleotides. RefSeq names its product WW domain binding protein 4 (gene wbp4). Gene Ontology annotation, cellular component: precatalytic spliceosome; nucleus. Gene Ontology annotation, molecular function: RNA binding; zinc ion binding; protein binding. Gene Ontology annotation, biological process: mRNA splicing, via spliceosome. The transcript is spliced from 10 exons. NCBI's taxonomy places the organism in Eukaryota, Metazoa, Chordata, Actinopteri, Syngnathiformes, Syngnathidae. The coding region runs from base 159 to 1316 and encodes 385 amino acids. The record is from RefSeq and is a predicted model, not a curated record.
AUACAUAUAUCGAACUAUGCCGUAAACGUAAAAGAGGGUAGAGGCGCCGUGUGAUGACGUCAUCAGCAAUGGACAGUGUUGUUCAAAUGUAUACAGCACAAGUCUCGUUUUCUUUGUUUUAACUCAUUCCUGCCUUACAGUCACACUCAAAUACGACAAUGGCUGACUACUGGAAGUCACAACCGAGGAAAUUUUGCCAAUACUGCAAGUGUUGGAUUGCCGACAAUAAGCCCAGCAUCGAAUUUCACGAAAGAGGGAAGAAUCACAAAGAAAAUGUGGCAGCCAAAAUUUCCGAGAUUAAAAAGAAGAGUCUCCAACAAGCGAAGCAAGAAAACCGUAAAUCCAAACAGUUUGCAGCAAUGGAGGAGGCUGCACUGAAGGCAUAUGAGGAAGACCUGAAAAGACUGGAAAUGGAGUCAGGUCCUUGUGCCUCAGCCGCAGUCCUGCCAAAGCCCAAAGCACCUCCCAUAGUAUUGUGCGAGCCACCACCAUACUGGAAAAAAUAUCAGAAGAACACAGAGAAACCCAAAAAGUCAUCUGGGGAGCAAAAUCUGUGUUGGGUUGACAUACAGACAGAUGACGGACACAAAUACUAUUACAACACCAUAACUGGAGACUCUCAGUGGGAGAAACCCAAAGGUUACCGGGGCAGCUCAAACUCGAGCGCUUCAGGUAGUAUUUGGAAGGAAAGUAUCAGCCCUGAAGGAUAUGCAUAUUGGUACAACACACAAACAGGAGAGUCCAGAUGGGAAAAGCCAAAAGACCCCAAUGAAAUUCCCGAAUCCACCUUGGCAUCUGGCAGUGACAAAACACUUGAGGAGGAACUCGCUGGAGACGCCGACUGUAAGGAGGCUGAGUUGUCGCAGAGCGAAGAAGUGACUGAAAAACCCAGCUUGCCCUCCGUCGUCCCAGAAGAUAGCUUUAGGAAAAGGAAAGCAGAGGGAGAAGAUGACCAAACAAGCAACAAUAUGCCUCAAGAGGAUGUCAAGGAGGAGAAGCAAGAGGAGCUCCAAAGUGAACCCAUAGUGGAAAAAAAGGAAGAGGUGACAAAAGCAAAGAGGCCAAAAUCGCAGAACCCUUACGGGGCUUGGGAACGGAUCAAGGAGGAGAAGGAUCCAUACGCCAACGUGGACUUACAAUUGCCCAAAGUAGACGAGGAGAUUGUAGUGACGGAGUUGCCGCCGGAACCGAAACCCAAGUUCAAGGAGCGCAUCAUCACGUCGCUGGGAAUGGAAGGCGGAAGCACUUCUUUCAAGAAAAGCAAAACACAGAACGGAAAGUCUAGAAGCUUUCGACAGAGAGACAAUGAUGACUAGCCACCAUUUUUUUUCUUUUCAGUUUCGGUGAAUUGUAAAUGAGUCUAAUUAUCCGUUUCAUUUGACUUACUUUUGGAGAUGUACAGAUCAGCUGGCAGCUUGUGACCAAUUGGGGCAGGUUAAUAAUAAACAAGACACCUUUUACACAAAAA